Molecule: messenger RNA, 1543 nt
Organism: Sander lucioperca (pikeperch)
Lineage: Eukaryota; Metazoa; Chordata; Actinopteri; Perciformes; Percidae
Product: semaphorin-6D-like
Exons: 13
Coding region: 71-1543 (490 amino acids)
Biological process (GO): neural crest cell migration; negative regulation of axon extension involved in axon guidance; axon guidance
Molecular function (GO): semaphorin receptor binding; chemorepellent activity
Source: RefSeq, a predicted model, not a curated record
CCCACUAUGACCUGCUGACAUCACCAGGCCCCGCCCCCUCCCCUCAACUCCCCCUCCUCUUUCCUACAAAAUGGCUCCGACCAAUCGGCUGUCGCCGCGGCGGACGUCGCCAACGUCGCCACCGCUGAUGCUUCUCGCCCUCGCUUCCUGUUUCCUGUCGGAGUCGGCCGCGACCACGCCCUUCCCCAAAGACCUGGAGCCAAUCAACGUCGUCCACUCCGAGCAGUCCUACCAGUUUCCAGGGUUUCAGGGUCUUCUUCAGGACAACGAUACGUUGCGUCUGGGUCUGGACUUCCAGAGGCUGCUACGCAUCAACCACAUGUUGUACAUCGCUGCCAGAGAUCACGUGUUCGCCGUGAACUUGACGACGGCUUCAGACCACUUCACCCCUCAGCUGAAGCUGACGUGGCGCUCCAAAGACGUCAGCAAGUGUACAGUCAGAGGGAAGAACAGCGACGAGUGCUACAACUACGUCAAAGUUCUGGUGCCACGAAAUGACGAGACGCUGUUCGCCUGCGGGACCAACGCCUUCAACCCCACCUGCCGAAACUACAAGAUGACGUCCUUGGAGCAGGUCGGGGAGGAAGUGGUCGGUCAGGCUCGCUGUCCCUUUGAGUCCGGACAAUCCAACGUUGGACUGUUCGCUGGGGGAGAUUUCUACUCGGCCACCAUGACGGACUUCCUGGCCAGCGACUCGGUCAUCUACAGAAGUCUAGGAGACGGCCGACCCGUCCUCAGGACCGUCAAGUACGACUCCAAGUGGCUCCGAGAGCCUCACUUCCUGCACGCCAUCGACUACGGCAACUACGUCUACUUCUUCCUCAGUGAGAUCGCAGUGGAGUAUACCGCCCUGGGCAAGGUGGUGUUUUCUCGAGUCGCCCGUGUUUGUAAGAAUGAUAACGGAGGUUCUCCCAGAGUUCUGGAGAGAUACUGGACUUCUUUUCUUAAGGCUCGUCUGAACUGUUCGGUUCCCGGAGAUUCAUUCUUCUACUUCGACAUUCUUCAGUCUCUCACCAACGUUCUGCAGAUCAACCAGAGACCGACUGUGGUCGGAGUCUUCACCACGCAGGCAAACAGUAUCCCCGGCUCAGCAGUUUGUGCUUUCUACAUGGACGACAUCGAGAAAGUUUUCAACGGGAAGUUCAAGGAGCAGCGGACCAGCGACUCUUCCUGGACUCCCGUACCUGACGAGCAAGUUCCCCGGCCGCGGCCCGGGACGUGUGCCGGUGACGGAGCGGCUGCGGACUACAAGUCGUCGGUUCAAUUCCCCGACGAAACGCUGACAUUCAUCAAGUCCUUCCCUCUGAUGGACGAAGCUGUUCCCUCCGUUAACGACCGACCCUGCUUCACCCGGACCGCCAGCAGGUCCAAGCUGACCCAGAUCGUGGUGGACGUGUCGGCCGGCCCCUACAAGGACCGCACGGUGAUGUUCCUGGGCUCGGACGACGGCCGGGUCCUGAAGGUUUUGGCCAGCACGCAUCCCAACGACAGCUUUGGAUCCAAACUGCUGGAGGACAUCGACGUGUACAACCCGUCCAAGUAA